AUGAAUAAGCUGGACAAAGAGUUCUUAGGAAUCCUGCAAGGAGAAUCAAGUGUUGCCGAGUAUGUGAAGAAAUUCAAAAGUGGCAAGUACUUCGCACAUAUGAUUACUAGGCAUGCUACCAUAGAGUUGAACAAUUUUCUUGAAGGACUGAACGCUACAAUUCGCCGUGACGUCAGGUUAAGAAACUCUUCGACAAUGCACGAAACAAUUGAGAAUGCAUUAAUGGCUAAGAAGGACAGUCAUGAUAUUAUAAAAGAGGCUCAGGACAAGAGGUGUAAUUAUCAGGGGAGGGAUUAUCAAGGGAACCAAUAUAUGCUUUCUAUGCAAGAAACGAGGGCACUAUUCAAGGGAAUGCACACAGAAAAAGGAUGUAGUUUCAGGAAGAGUGUUCGCAAUGACGGAAGAGGAGGCAAACCCAAAUACAACUAUAAUUACGGAUAUAGGAGCAACUCAUUCAUCCAAAAUCACAAGAUAUUGGUAUAUCUUGUGGUUGUUGAGAUGUCUGGAUUUGAUGUUAUUUUAAAAAUGGACUGGUUAUCCCGUCACGAGGAUCAAAUCAAUUGUAAAGAGAAGACAGUGACACUAAUCGAUCAAGAUGUGAAGCAACCAAAAAUGGAGGACAUCCUGGUGGUGAGGGAGUAUCCUAGCGUGUUCCCUGAUGAUUUCUCUAGGUUGCCACCAAUUAGAGAAGUGGAGUUCUGCAUAACGUUGAAGGAUGAAGAUGUAAAGAAGACAGCAUUCAGAAUUUGCUAUGGGCACUACGAGUUUCUGGUGAUGCCUUUUGGGUUGACAAAUGCACCAGCGGUAUUUAAGGAGCUGAUGAAUAGGGUCUUUAACCCCUAUUUAGAUCAGUUUGUUAUGGUCUUCAUUGAAGACAUCUUGAUCUACUCUCGAACGGAGGAGGAGCAGCAACAACACUUGGCUUUAAUUUUGCAAGUAUUAACAAAGAAUCAUCUUUUUGCAAAAUUAAGCAAGUGUGAGUUCUGGCUGAGUCAAAUUGCUUUCUUGGGCCAUAUUAUUUCAGCCAAGGGUAUUGUGGUCGAUCCUUCUAAAGUGGAAGCAGUGAAGGGUUGGUCAGCACCAACCAAUGUGACCAAGAUCAAGAGCAUUCAAGGUCUUGCCGGUUAUUACAGAAGGUUCAUCAAAGGGUUCUCCUAA
Impatiens glandulifera is the source of this 1158-nucleotide messenger RNA. RefSeq lists its product as uncharacterized. The transcript has 6 exons. NCBI's taxonomy places the organism in Eukaryota, Viridiplantae, Streptophyta, Magnoliopsida, Ericales, Balsaminaceae. The record is from RefSeq and is a predicted model, not a curated record. The coding region runs from base 1 to 1158 and encodes 385 amino acids.